This is a messenger RNA of Larimichthys crocea (large yellow croaker), 1758 nucleotides long. Its product is annotated as probable polypeptide N-acetylgalactosaminyltransferase 8. Gene Ontology annotation, cellular component: Golgi apparatus. Gene Ontology annotation, biological process: protein O-linked glycosylation. The record is from RefSeq and is a predicted model, not a curated record. Lineage: Eukaryota; Metazoa; Chordata; Actinopteri; Sciaenidae. Gene Ontology annotation, molecular function: polypeptide N-acetylgalactosaminyltransferase activity. Bases 1 to 1653 code for a protein of 550 amino acids. The transcript is spliced from 10 exons.
AUGCAGAAAUUCCUCGAAGAGGACCGAGUCAGACAAAGUGAAAAUGCAGAGGUCAAACAGCCAGAGCAGAAGGAGCAACCUGAAGCAAAAAUCCAGGACAAAAAGAAAAAAUCCAAUAAACUGUUCCCGGACUCUGUACUAUUCAAGCAGUGGGGAGAGAAUCUGUCUGAGAAGGACCAAAGAGAAGCACAGACUUUGUUUCAAAAGUAUGGAUACAAUGUUUUUCUCAGCGAUCGCCUCCCUCUAAAUCGAGACCUUCCUGACACUAGGGAUCCAAGGUGUUUGAAAAAGACGUACCCAAAGGACCUUCCAAGUUUAGGAGUAGUACUGAUCUACCUAAAUGAAGCCUUGUCUAUCAUCAAGAGAGCCAUGCGCAGCAUUAUCGACCGCACCCCUAAAAACAUACUGAAGGAGAUAAUAAUGGUGGAUGACAACAGCUCUAAUGAGGACCUGAAGGUGGACCUCGACAUCUACGUGAAGUCACUUGAGGAGCAGAACCCAGGUCUCCGCAUUGCGAGAGUGAGGCAUGAUGAGCAGCAAGGCCUCGCUUACGCUAGGGUAUCCGGGUGGAGGGCGGCUACUGCAGACGUGGUGGCCAUCCUGGAUGCACAUAUUGAAGUCCAUGAGAUGUGGGCCGAACCCCUGCUGACACAGAUCAAAGCUGACCGAACAGUGGUGGUGUCCCCUGUGUUUGACAGAGUCAACUUUGAUGACCUCAAGGUUAUUCAAUACCAGCCAGCAGCACACGCCUUUGACUGGGCUUUAUGGUGCAUGUAUGAGGGUUUUUCACCCGAGUAUUCCAAACUCGGAGACAGCUCAUUGCCUGGAAAGAGUCCGUCGGUCAUGGGGAUCCUUGUUGCUGAAAGGAAGUUUCUAGGAGAAAUUGGACUCCUCGAUGAAGGCAUGAAAGUGUAUGGUGGAGAAAAUGUUGAGCUGGGAAUUCGUGUGUGGACAUGUGGAGGCAGUAUUGAAGUAGUUCCAUGCUCCAAAAUUGCCCACAUCGAGAGGAAUCACAAGCCCUACAUGCCUGACCUGAGUCCCGCCAUGAAGAGAAACGCCUUGAGGGUAGCAGAAGUCUGGAUGGAUGAAUACAAACACAAUAUCAACUUGGCUUGGAACUUGCCAUUCGAGAAUCACGGAAUUGACAUUGGGGAUGUUUCCGAGAGGAAAAAACUCAGAGAAAGGUUGAACUGUAAGCCUUUCAAAUGGUACCUGGAAAAUGUUUAUCCUAAGUUGGAUCCCUGGGACAACCUACUUGCCUAUGGAGGAAUGAAAAAUCUUGAUGCCAACAUGUGCAUAGACCAAGGCCCAGUGCCAGGUCAUACACCAAUCGCCUACAACUGCUACUACUAUGGACCUCAAUUCACUUAUUAUCGAGAAAAUGGUGAGCUCUACAUCGGCGGCAUCAAGUCCCACAAGUACAAUGACAACCGCUGUUUAACCGACGUAGGCAAAAAAGAAACCAAGCCUGGCCUUUACAACUGCAAGGAGGCUAUGCAGAAAGGAAUGGGGAUUUACUGGGACUUCACUCAGGGCGAAGAACUGAGGAACAGACAGACAAAAAGAUGUCUGGAGAUUGAAAAUGGCCAACUAAUAAUAAAGGAAUGCUCUGGCCAAAGAUGGGAAAUUGAGAAUAUAAUCAAAGCCUUUUAAAGAGUGUGUAUGUGUAUGGACAGCAAAAAGUGCACUUCUCUGCUUGUGAGUCAGUGGAUACUAACACUUGUGUGUAAAAUGUGUAAAAGUCAAUUUUGACUGCUA